Molecule: messenger RNA, 2246 nt
Organism: Helicoverpa armigera (cotton bollworm)
Lineage: Eukaryota; Metazoa; Arthropoda; Insecta; Lepidoptera; Noctuidae
Gene: Hacl
Product: 2-hydroxyacyl-CoA lyase 1
Exons: 12
Coding region: 237-1946 (569 amino acids)
Biological process (GO): fatty acid alpha-oxidation
Cellular component (GO): peroxisome
Molecular function (GO): magnesium ion binding; catalytic activity; thiamine pyrophosphate binding
Source: RefSeq, a predicted model, not a curated record
GAGCUCCGCGCAAAAUCGCAACGAUUCAAAGUCCAAAGUCUUGUUUGUUUCUGUUUAUCAUAUCUUAAUUUUAGGUCAAACUACAAUGUGUUCAGAUAUCUGAUUAUUUUAGUGCGCUGCCGACAAGUAAUCUUUUAGAGUUGUAAAUUUAGUGAUGAGUUUUCUUAUUGGGUGGUAGAGUUAGCCAGCUGCUAUUAAGACGUUCCAUUCAUAUAUCGCCGAAAUUAACUCAAGCAAUGGGUGUCGACGGGAAUACUAUUUUAGCUGAGAGUUUGAAGAAGCAGGGUGUCGAGUAUGUGUUUGGCAUUGUGGGUAUCCCUGUGAUUGAGACUGCUCUGGCCUUCCAAAUGGCUGGCCUGAAGUAUGUAGGCAUGCGUAAUGAACAAGCUGCUUGCUAUGCUGCCCAAGCGGUUGGCUACCUUACAGGUAAACCUGGAGUAUGCCUUGCUGUAUCAGGACCUGGUCUGCUACACUGUAUUGGAGGCAUGGCCAAUGCUCAAGUGAACUGCUGGCCGCUUGUAGUGAUAGCUGGCUCUUGCCCACAAGACCAUGAAGGUAUUGGAGGCUUCCAGGAAUGGCCUCAGGUGGAAUCCAGUCGCCUAUACUGUAAAUACGCAGCUCGGCCGCCGUCCCCGCGCCUCAUACCGCUGCACGUUGAGAAGGCGGUGCGUCUCGCCGCGGCUGGUCGACCUGGAGUCUCCUAUCUCGAUAUGCCCGGAACACUUCUUAUGGCCGAAGCUGACGAAGAUAAAGUACCAAUGGAUUUCUACAACGCCGAGCCAGUCUCGCUAGCUCAUCCGAACCCGGCUUUAGUGACUCAAGCUGCGGAACUGUUGUCGAAGGCCGAGCGACCCCUCGUUAUAGUGGGCAAAGGCGCCGCCCAUGCGAGGGCUGAGGAAGCUAUUACUAAACUCGUGGAAAACACUAAGCUACCUUUCCUGCCAACGCCUAUGGGCAAAGGCGUGGUACCCGACGAGUCAGAAUACUGCGUGUCGACAGCUCGUACACAAGCGUUACUCAAGGCCGAUGUCAUCCUACUGCUGGGCGCGAGGCUCAACUGGAUGCUCCACUUCGGACAACAACCCCGGUUCGCGCCUGAUGUUAAAGUUAUACAGGUGGAUAUUACUCCUGAGGAAUUCCACAACAGCAUCAAGUCUGAAGUGGCCGUCCACUCAGAUAUCAAGCCGUUCACCGAGGCACUUAUUCAGAAGCUCGGGGAGAAGAAAUUCAACCUGCAACCCAGCAGCAAUAGCUGGUGGCAAGCGUUGAAGCAAAAACAGAAGACUAACACUGAAUUUGUGAAGGCUCAAGCCAGCAACACGACACAGCCUCUAAACUACUUCGCAGUCUUCAAGACGGUUCAAGACAAUAUACCCAAGGACUCGAUCAUAGUUAGCGAAGGCGCCAACACUAUGGACAUCGGCCGCGGUCUCCUACUCAACAAUAAGCCACGACACAGGCUCGAUGCUGGCACUUUCGGCACUAUGGGUGUGGGACCCGGCUUCGCGAUCGCAGCAGCGAUGUGGUGCCGCGACUACGCGCCAGGCAAGCGAGUCAUUUGCGUCGAAGGAGACUCAGCCUUCGGUUUCUCCGGUAUGGAGAUUGAGACGAUGUUCCGUUACAAACUGCCGGUGAUUAUCGUCAUCGUAAACAACAACGGUAUCUACAGUGGCUUCCCUAAGGAUGUUAUGGCAGAUAUUCAGUCUGGUGGCGAUAUCGCUCAAUGCACUCCACCCACUGCUCUCAGCUGCGAAGUAAGAUAUGAGAAGAUGAUGGAAAUCUUUGGCGAGACUGGACACCUCUGCCGCACUGUUGAGGAGAUUGAGGCUGCCAUCAAGAAAGCAGUUGCAGUCACAGACAAACCCAGUAUCAUCAAUAUUCUUAUCGACCCACAAUCCAACAGGAAGCCACAGACAUUCAACUGGCUAACUGAAUCUAAACUGUGAUAUGGUUGUUUUAUAUUUUUAUAACUUUUGUACUGAAAGUAACAGGGUGGUGGGGCCAAAGAACUUAAACUGGCUUUGAAGAAGCACAUUCUUAUUGCAUUUCUUGUCACAUUAAUUUAAGCCUAAAAGGCAUAUAAAUAUUAUGUAAGAUUAUUUUUUCUGUACGCAUAGGUAUGUGAAAUAAUACAAACAUGGACUUUGAUAUUGUCUGUAAUUGAGUCAUACUUAUUUAUGGUCACAUUGUUGUAAUUUGUAUAUAAUGAACUUAAAAAUAUAUAUAAAUUUACAUUAUAAACUAAA